AUGGGCCGCAACGCUUGCGCAAAUCUUCUGGCUCAGAAGAUGAAUUCUUUGCUUGACCCAAAAUCAGCAGAUUUGGAAACCGAACCGUCUGGACAACGGAUGGAGGAGCAUAUAAUCCUUGAGGAUCAAAUAGAAGUGGAUGAAAUGAGCGCAAUGAGCGAGGAUCUAUGGGAAGAUAUUGCACAUGACGCGGGCCCUACCGCGGGGGGUGCUGCGGGGCCCGCCGCGGGGCCCGCCGCAUGGCUGGGUGUUGGGGCUGGAAUGCCGCCAUUUAUCCCUGAAAUUCUUGCGCGACCACAUGCUUUGCAGAGGAAGCCACGUGCUAUGCAGGCCUCUUCUGUGUGGAUCAAUCUCAUCCCUGAUCUUGCCAUCUCUCUGCUGGCAUUUCGGAAAUCAUCCUUUGCAUGUCCACCCGCAUCACUCGCUGAAACCAUUCAUCAAAAUUGUGAAAAUCCUGCCUGUACCCCAACUAAAAUUCGUGUCCUAUGUCUCCACAUCUCAUUCAAUACAUUGGAGAUAUACCAGGCAUUGUUUCAACGCUCCUGCAUCGCCAUUCAAGCAUUCACAAACGCUCUAACAACCCUCUACAAUACCAGAGGAUUUGAGCUGAUGUCCAAAACCUUUGAUGGUGAACAUGCUGCUGAUCCUCUUCGACAAGCCUUAUCCCAGGCAGUGCAUGUGUACAGCAGCAUUCAACAGCAUAUCCGAAAAAUGGUCAAUGAUGCCUUGGCCAAAGAGUAUUGCCGUAGCAGCACCGGAUCAUCUCCAAGAGACUCCAUAGCUUCUACCUGUGAAAUUUCCCCUGCACAUGCUGAGCCACAUCCAUCAGUCUCAAUCACAGGACCUUGCGAGGUGUCCAUGCUUGGUGCACCCCCCGCCGCACCCCCCGUCGCACCCCCCGCUGGGUCCCCCCCUGCACCCCCCACCGCGUCCCCCGCCACACCCCCCGCGUCAUUUACCCCUGCCAACCACACCAUCAAAUCUGAUGAUCAACUCUUGCUGGUCCCUGGAUCUGCAAAUCGGGUUCUACAGAGCCGCGGUGGGGAUGUCCAAUUUGGUGCUGAUGGUUGCUUCAACUAUCGUCAUCUCCGAGCUGCUGGCAACGGACCAUCCUUGUUCAGUCAGGAGUACUUCCUGACACCUGAAGAGGUUUACAAGGUCAAAGAGACUGUGCUUUUGGCGAGGAAAUCUCCAAAGCCUCUCAAAGAGUCUCUAAUUUCAGCUGAUAUUGUGGAUGCCUGUGGAGAGUCAUGGACUGCUGCAAAUGAGCACAAACAAAAGGGGGAUCCAAAGUGCUAUGAUUCUACUGGCAUCUUUGCACUGACAUGUCAUCACUCACAAGUCCUGUUCAUGUGUGAUAUAGACACUCCAGGAGAGCAGCAGCACUACAUAAUUGCGCUCUUGGAGAAGGUGGCCUCACUCCUGCCAUCCAAUGCAACCAUUACGCAAUGUUAUGAUAUUGGUUGUGUUCUUGACCGGAGUAACAAUUUGUUCCCCAUCCUUUCUGCCCAUUUGCGAUCUCGCGUAUCAUUCUCUCUAAAUGCGAUGCAUGCAUUUGGACAUCAAUGGGCCUGCCAAUUGGUCUACAACUCACGCAUGAAGUUGGGCCCCCCUGUUCGAGUCCAAUGUGAGCUCAGCAAGAUAGUCAGCCUUCAAAAUCAAAUUGAAGAUAUUGAUGACACUCUGGAGCAACUCCAAAAGACUGUUGAAGAUAGACAGAGCUCGGAGUCAGCACAUAUUGCGAUCCAGGAUCUGCAAUCCACUCAUGUCAAGCUCAGUCAACAAGCUGAGCAUCUGUUCACUUCACUCAACCUGGAGACUCAUUAUCCAGAGCUGGCUGGACUUCCCUUUGAAUUUGUGCAGAUCCUGCUGCUGAUGAGGGACCUCAAGAUUCAGAUUCGCAAACAAGCAAUUGGGACAUUUUUGGAAUGGGAGAAUUUAGACCGUGCUGUCCAAGGACAAUGGGAGCCACUGGAUCACAUUCUGCAACAUGAGCUGGAGCAAGAAAUCAACUUUCUUCAACGUGUUGCAUCAAGAUGGCGCCGUCAAUUGCAAAUUCCUCAACCUCGGCUGCUGGCUAUGGACCCGACACUCUCUGUCAGCUCCCACAAUUUCACCCCCGCCGCAGCCCCCGCUGCAGCCCCUGCCGCGACCCCCGCUGCGCCUCUGAACCCAGAACCCACAAUUGAAGAACACACAAACCAGGUGGAAGCUGAUCCUCUUGAAGAUGACAUGAAUCAGUCUCUAUGGGUUGAUUCUGAGGACAUUUCCAUUGAUGAGGUUGCAGCCUGUCCCUCAGACUCAGAAGAGGCUCUUGCCGUAUCAGAUAUGAUGGAAACAGAUGAUGACAAAGACACAGCAACACUUGAACAUGACAAUUGCCAUGUCAGAAUAUCCUGGGCUUCAUUCACAAAGUCUCGAUCCACUUGUGACAACAAUCUCCUGAGAGAUCUCACAGCACAUGUUGCCAAAUUUUCCGUGAUACGUGAUCUCCAAACUCGUGUGGUUGUCCUCCCUGGAAACCUGCCCGCUGUUGCAGUCUAUCAAAGUGAUUUAGCACUACUCACAGGAUCAACAGCCCGAUUAAAUGGACACAUCCUCAACAGUGUGUCAGCAGCCAUUCUCUCAUGGUGCAUGCAACCCUUCUCGCUGCAUGCCCUGUCUGCACAGAGAUGCGCCCUUCUUUCCACGUAUGAUCUACAUCGAGUCCGUUUCAAUGCUCCUGAUAAGGUUAUCUGGAAAAAUCUGGCCCCUACAGAGUAUUGGAAUAAGUCAAUCUGGAUUAUUCCAGUCCACCGGCAAGCCCAGGAACACUGGGCUCUUGUCAUUGUCCUGGUACAUGAGCAAAAGCUCCUCCUCUUCGACAGCUUGGCUUAG
This is a messenger RNA of Mycena citricolor, 2877 nucleotides long. Lineage: Eukaryota; Fungi; Basidiomycota; Agaricomycetes; Agaricales; Mycenaceae. The record is from the annotation of a GenBank genome assembly.